Molecule: messenger RNA, 2289 nt
Organism: Brassicogethes aeneus
Lineage: Eukaryota; Metazoa; Arthropoda; Insecta; Coleoptera; Nitidulidae
Source: the annotation of a GenBank genome assembly
CGAGUUCGAUUUAAUUCUGUCCAAGCUGUUGCAUAGUAUGGACAUAGUAGUGAAAUGUGCAAAGAGUUUAUACAACAAACGGUACGCGGUAAACAUUAUAGAACAUUGCGAUUUUAUCAAAUGAUCAGUGCAUCUUGCUAGCCAAUUAACGACUAGUAAUUAUUUGGAUCCCUGAUAUACAGAAAAACAACAACAGUGCAAAAUGUGGUGCUUGAUCAGCCAGCCGAAUUCUGUUGUUUUCGAGGUCCGUUGCGACCCCAAGUCCAUUGGCGAAGAAUGCCUCGAAAAGGUGUGCAAGUAUUUGGGCAUCUCCAACGAGUCCGACUAUUUUGGACUGAAAUACGAAAGUAACAAGGGAGAGGAGUUGUGGCUGAACUUAAGAAACCCUAUAGACAGACAGGUCAACUGCCAUGGUCACACCUCGCCCCUCAGGUUGGCCCUCAGGGUCAAGUUUUGGGUGCCGCCCCACCUAUUACUGCAGGAAAACACUAGGCAUCAAUUUUACCUGCAUGCGCGCAUAGACCUGGAGGAGAAACGUCUCCUGGGCUGCGAUUGGGACAGCGUGGCAAGACUGAUGGCCCUAAUUGCUCAAGCGGAAAGUGGAGAUUAUGACCCCAUUCACCCGCCCCACAACACUUACAUGCAGGUCUCCACCAUCACUCCAAUGAACUCAGAAACUCAACCGAAACCGCUGGAUCUUCUACAAAUGACCAUCAACGAGCACAAAAAGUACAAGGGCAUGAAACGAUCCACUGCCGAAUAUUGGUUGUUGAAGGAAAUUGCUGAAUUUGAAAAUUACGGGGAGGAAUUGUUCAACGCCAAGCCCCAUGGUGCUAUAAUGCUGGGCGUGGGACCACACGGAAUCACCAUCUACGAGAAGAACAAGGAGAAACAGCUCAUAUCGUUCACCAACAUAAUCAGUGCUUCAUCGCAUCGUAGAUCUUUUAAAUUGGAAUACCUCUCGAUGGAAGACAAAGAAUCCCUACUGGAAACCAAGUUGGAUUCGAACCACAUUGCCAGCAGCCUAUACAGGGCGAUCACGGAAAAACACGCUUUCUACAGCUGCGAGACGGUGAGGAGUGCGGUGACCACGCAGUUCAUCAGAGAUUUAAAAGGGACCAUUGUAUCUAUUUUCAACGAGGACUCCACCUUGGGAAAAAAGUACGUUUUUGAUAUCAGAAGGACAUGCAGGGAAGUUUACGACAACGCCAGAAGGGCCCUCUACCUAGAAAACAACAUACAAAUGUCGGCGCAAGAAAAACCUGGAUGCGGACACGAUAGAGAUCAUUGCAAAGACUCUGAGGAAAGACUGACGAGGUUGAUGGACGCGCUAACGUGCAAAAUUUGCAUGGACUGUCAGAUCGAUUCGGUGUUCCUGCCCUGCGCGCACGUGGUGGCUUGCCAGAGCUGCGCAGCAAGGUGCGACAGGUGCCCCCUCUGUCGGUCGGACAUCACGCAGGCGCAGAAACUGUACCUGCCUGGCGAAUUCAGGCAGCAGAUACAAUGUUAAAAUUUACGUGUAUGUGGUAAAGAUGCUUCAAGAUGAGUUUUAUUUUUUAUAUACAACAGCGUCAGAGACUUAAGACUAUACUUAAAAUUUUUGUGAAAAAUCACGUUUCUUUACAAUUGGAUCUCGAUUAGAUUUUAAGUUUUUUGGGAUUAAAAAAAUUGAAGGUUUUUUAAUUUCAUUUUGUUGACAAAAAUAUUGACAAUAGUUUCGUUACUAAUUUUUUACAUCUCACAAUUUUCGUUGUUUUUAAACUUUUGAUUAUGGAAAUUGACAUAGUUAACUUCUACAAGUCAUUGGCAUAUCUUUUACCUUUUUUUAUCUUGUGAUUAUGUGUUUCAAAUCUCACAUUGGGGUUUUCCUUAAUUUUUUUACUGUGUAAAAACCUAUCUGUAGUUAAGAACUGAUUUUAACUUUUAAUGUUUGACAAUAGUCGUAAUAUUAAACACAAUAAUGCAAAACUAUAUACAAAUCUUAGUCAUUAUCAAUGCAAACUAAAAUUAGGAUUAGAUUUAAGUUAUAUUUAUCUAUUGUGAGAUAAAUAGAAAGAAAAUUAAUAUACAAAAGAUGUUUAGUAUUAACGAAAAAACUGUGGUGAUAAAAUUUAUUUUGUGAUAAUUUGAAUUGGAAAAAUUCGUUACUUUUUUCUGUUUAACAUCUAUUUUGUAUAUGUUCACAUACUUGUAAAUAAAUGUUACUUUAAAUAGUCCUCGACUAUUAGUAUUUUGUUAGUAUUAAAUCUGCUUAUAAAUGUCAGAAAUAAAUACAUAAAUCUAAAAAUC